GGAAUUUUGGAUAUGGUUACAAUGACAAAAAGCGAGGAAUUGUUACAGUAAAGCCGCAUAAAACAUAUUAACACAUUACAACAUAUGUGUUAAUACCACAAUUACCCAAUAACAGGUUGGUUGCGGAGGGCAGCGGAAACAGCGCUUCCCGUACUUACUACUCCUCUCCGUUGGUCGGCGCUGAAUUACCGCAGUUAGUGGCCAGUUCAUUUCUGUUUACACACGCACCCGGUCAUAUGACCACAAGGAAGAGUGUUUACGUUUUCCUACUCCUAUCAGGCCGAAAAUAAUAUAACUGUGUUUUCUGCUAACGAACAGCAAAAUGACAAAGCUUCAGAUCAUAAACACGUUUCUGACGGAGCGCCUGAUGGCGGCGCUCAAUGAAAUCAUGGACAUGGUCGGCGGAACAGUCCUGCAGUAUGAGAAAGAGCUGGACAGCGUACAGAAAGACAACGAGUACCUGAGACGAAGACUGAAGGAGACCGAGAAUCUCAUCGAGUCGAGCGGUAUAAUGUCCCUGCCUAGAAAAUGUGCUGUCGGAGGCAGCGGUCCAGAUGUCUCAAACCCUGCACCAGAAUCAACUUCACAGCAGCUGAAGUGGACUUCUAGCUUUGAAACAGAAACAAUGCCUACAGAGAUCUAUCAGAACCAGAACCAGCUGUUCAGAGUGGAUCACGUUGUGGAAUCAUCGGGGAAAACAAGAGGCAGUGGAACAUGCUUUUACAUUAACAAAAGUUGGUGUACAGAUGUAACAGUGUUGAAGAAGAUGCGCUGUCCUAAUUUAGAAGCACUCUUCAUCAACUGUAAGCCUUCUACUUGCCACGGGAGUUUUCCUCAUUUAUUCUGGUGAAUGUGUACAUCCCGCCACAAGCAUGCAUGAAUGCAGUGCUGCAACAGCUGGCUGAUCACAGAUACAGAGCAACAACACCCAGACUCUCUUAUCAUUAUUCUGGGAGAUUUUAGGAGGAUGUGUGCCGGGACUUCCGGAAACAAAAGACUAGGAAAGCUUCAGGCCCAGACAAGUCUGUGCUAACCAGCUAGCCCCCAUCUUCACACAGAUUUUCAAUAGAUCACUGGAGAAGUUUGAAGUUCCCUCUUUCCCUCAAAAAACCCCAAAUCACAGGACUUAAUGACUACAGACCUGUCGCUCUCACGUCUGUGGUCAUGAAGUCAUUUGAAACACUGGUUUUGGCCUACCUGAAGGACAUCACUGGAGCCCUGCUAGACCCCCUUCAGUUUGCUUACUGAGCAAACAGGUCUGUGGAUGAUGCUGUCAACAUGGGACUGCAUUAUAUCCUGCAUUACAUCCUGCAACACCUCGACAGACCUGGACUUAUGCAAGGAUCCUAUUUGUGGAUUUCAGUUCAGCCUUCAAUACCAACAUGACUGAUCUUCUCUCAACCAAACUGACCCAGCUCUCUGUACCCACCCCAAUCUGUCAGUGGAUAACCAGCUUUCUGACAGAUAGGCAGCAGCUAGUGAGACUGGGUAAAAUCACAUCCGGGACCUUUACUAUAAGCACUGAUGCGCCUCACGGAUGCAUUCUCUCUCCACUGCUCUUCUCCCUGUACGUGAAUGACUGCACUGCAAAGGAACCCUCUGUAAAGCUCCUGAAGUUUGCAGAUGACACCACGGUCACUGGCCUCAUCUGCGAUGGUGACGAGUCUGCAUACAGAUGGGAGGUUGAACAGCUGGCUGUCUGGUGCAGUCACAACAACCUUGAGCUGAACAUAUUCAAAACAGUGGAGAUGAUAGUGGACUUCAGGAGAAAUCCCCCCCGCCCAACAAUCGUGAACAGCACUGUGGCAGCAGUGGAGUCAUUCAGGUUCCUGGGAUCUACCAUCUCUCAGGACCUGAAGUGGGACACCCACAUAGACUCCAUUGUGAAGAAGGCUUAGCAGAGGUUGUAAUUCCUUCGCCAGCUGAGGAAGUUCAACCUGCCACUGGAGCUGCUGACUCAGCCGUCAUUGAGUCUGUCCUGUGAACAUCUAUAACUGUCUGGUUUGGUUCAGCCACCAAAUCAGACAGAAGGAAACUACAACGGCAGUCAGGACUGCCGAGAGGAUUAUUGGUGCCCCACUGCCCACCCUCCAAGACCUGUACAUUUCCAGAGUGAGGAAACGUGCAGGUAGAAUCACUCUGGACCCCACACACCCUACCCACUCCCAGGGUCGGGGAGUAACGAAAUACAUGUAAUGGGAAUAGUAUUUAAAAUACAAAAUAUAAGUAACUGUAUUCCCCUACAGUUACAAUUUAAAUCAUUGGUAUUUAGAAUACAGUUACAUUCAAAAAGUAUUUUGAUUACUGAAGAGAUUACUUUGCAUUUUAUUGUCAUUUGUUUCAUUUAAUAUUUAGUCCUUUCAGAUGGAAAACAUUUAUACAUAUAAAUGAUGCGAUCCAAAGUGCAUUUGAACAGCGGUGAAACACUUUCUUAUGAUGUGUUACAUUCAUACGAGCAGACAGAGAAGUAAGUUUGAGGUAAGUUUGGAGCAGAAGAAAUAGAAAUAAACCUUGUGUAAAUUGUCAGCUACCAGGCACGAUCAUAUUUUUUAUCAAGAAAAUUCACGU
Messenger RNA from Myxocyprinus asiaticus (Chinese sucker), 2568 nucleotides. RefSeq names its product zinc finger protein 62 homolog. Gene Ontology annotation, biological process: regulation of transcription by RNA polymerase II. The transcript is spliced from 3 exons. The record is from RefSeq and is a predicted model, not a curated record. Lineage: Eukaryota; Metazoa; Chordata; Actinopteri; Cypriniformes; Catostomidae. Gene Ontology annotation, molecular function: RNA polymerase II cis-regulatory region sequence-specific DNA binding; DNA-binding transcription factor activity, RNA polymerase II-specific. The coding region runs from base 323 to 850 and encodes 175 amino acids.